This is a messenger RNA of Zingiber officinale, 3368 nucleotides long. RefSeq names its product pullulanase 1, chloroplastic. Gene Ontology annotation, molecular function: pullulanase activity. The transcript is spliced from 28 exons. Gene Ontology annotation, biological process: carbohydrate metabolic process. The record is from RefSeq and is a predicted model, not a curated record. The coding region runs from base 146 to 3076 and encodes 976 amino acids. NCBI's taxonomy places the organism in Eukaryota, Viridiplantae, Streptophyta, Magnoliopsida, Zingiberales, Zingiberaceae.
AAGUGUGAUCCGUGGGACACCGAGAAGCCUUUCCGUUCCGUUCCUCAACGGAGAAGCAACAACGCGAGAAGGCGAAGAAAAGAGACAAACGAAAAGGAGCUCUCUCACUCUCGUCAUCGGCAGAAAAGCAAACAACUUCUCUGCUAUGACCAUGGCCCUCUGCUCGCCAUCUCUUUUGUUGCCCUCCUCCUCCUCCAUCAAUCUCCCCUCUUCGUGUUCUCCACCACUCCUCCCUCUCGCUCACUCGCCGUCGUCUCUUCGACCUUCAUUUUCGUUCCUCUCCUCACACCGUCCCUCACACAGCCUCGCCUCCUCUUUAUCAGCUCGACGUCACCCAACGAGCGGUCGUAGGACGGUGCCUCGUUGCACUUUCUCGGACGUUCCCAUGGAAGAAACAGCUGUGCUUCAGCAUACCGUCCCUCCGGAUUUUCUAUCAUAUGCAAGGGCUUUUUGGGUUACUAAAGCCCUCAUUGCUUGGAACAUCAGCGAUGACGAAACUUCAGUUUCUUUCUAUGCUAGUAGGAAGGCUGACCUACACCUUUCAGAUAAAGGCAUUCAAGGUUAUGAUGUAAAAAUUCAGCUUGAAACAGAGUGUUGUGGGCUACCAACAAAUGUAAUUGAAAAAUUUCCACACAUUGCAACCUAUAAAGUAUUUAAGUUGCCAACUUCUUUAGAUGCUGAAAGCCUUCUCAAAUGCCAGUUGGUAGUUGCUUCCUAUGGUGUUGAUGGAAAAUGCAUGAAUGCUACUAGCCUUCAGAUACCUGGUGUCCUUGAUGACAUUUUUGCAUACACCGGGCCUCUUGGUGCUACUUUUGACAACGAAUCUGUGACACUUCAUCUUUGGGCUCCUACAGCACAAGAAGUGAAUGUGUGUUUUUAUGAGGAUCCCUUGGGUGGAGACUUGCUACAAAGAAUUAAGCUUGAGGAGACAAAUGGUGUUUGGAGUGCUGUUGGACCAAGUAGCUGGGAAGGUCUUUAUUAUGUUUAUGAAGUUUCUGUCUAUCAUCCAAGCAUUUUGCAAGUGCAGAUUUGCACUGUUGUUGAUCCCUAUGCUCGUGGGCUUUCCUCAAAUGGUAGGCGAACUUGGUUGGUGGACCUUGAUAGCAAAAAUCUAAAGCCAGUUGGAUGGGAUAAAUUGGCAGAUGAAAAGCCUGAGCUUCUUUCCUUUUCUGAUAUCAGCAUAUAUGAACUGCAUAUACGGGAUUUCAGUGCAAACGACCAAACUGUAGACUUUGAUUCUCAAGGUGGCUUCCUUGCCUUCACAUUGCAGGAUUCACUUGGUGUAAACCACUUGAAGAAAUUGUGUAAUGCUGGUCUGACACAUGUCCAUUUGCUUCCAAGCUUUCAUUUUGCUGGUGUUGAUGAUGAUAAAAACAAUUGGAAAUACAUUGAUGAAGUUGAAAUGGCCAAACUGCCCCCAGAUUCUGAUAAACAACAAGCAGAAGUGACAGCAAUUCAAGAUGAAGAUGGUUAUAACUGGGGGUACAAUCCUGUAAUUUGGGGUGUCCCAAAAGGAAGCUAUUCUACUAAUCCAAAUGGACCAAAUCGCAUUUUGGAAUUCCGGAAGAUGGUUCAGGCACUUAACCGAAUGGGUCUCCGUGUUGUACUUGAUGUUGUCUACAACCAUUUGGCUGCCAGUGGUCCCUUUGAUGACAACUCUGUCCUCGAUAAGGUUGUUCCAGGAUAUUACCUUCGAAGAAACACUGAAGGAGGUAUUGAGAACAGCACUUGCACGAAUAAUACAGCUAGCGAGCACUUUAUGAUGGGCCGUUUAAUUGUUGAUGAUCUUACAUGCUGGGCUGUGGACUAUAAGGUUGAUGGUUUCCGGUUUGACCUCAUGGGACAUAUUAUGAAGAGCACUAUGGUGAAAGCAAAGAGUACUCUUCAAAGCCUGUCUAAAGACAAGGAUGGAGUAGAUGGUUCAAUGAUAUAUAUUUACGGUGAAGGAUGGGACUUUGGUGAGGUUGCAAACAAUAAGCGAGGGAUCAAUGCAACACAAUUUAACCUACCAGGAACUGGAAUUGGGAGUUUCAAUGAUCGAAUACGCGAUGCAGUUUUAGGCGGAUCACCAUUUGCUCAUCCACUUCAGCAAGGGUUUGUUACUGGUUUAUCAUUGGAGCCUAACGGAUAUGACCAUGGUGAUAAAUCUGUCACGGAUCUUAUGCUGUCAUCUUCUGCAGAUCACAUACAGGUUGGUUUAGCUGCUAACCUAAAGGACUUUAUCCUAACAUGUCAAGAUGGAACAACAAAGAAAGGAUCUGAAUUUUAUACCUAUGAUGGGAAGUCAGUGGGAUUCACUUUAUCUCCUGUGGAAAUUGUUAACUAUGUGUCUGCUCAUGACAAUGAAACUUUGUUCGACAUAAUCAGUAUGAAGACUCCAAUGGAACACUCAGUAGAUGAUAGGUGCAGGAUGAACCAUUUGGCAACAAGUAUUGUUGCACUUUCCCAGGGUAUUCCUUUUUUUCAUUGUGGGGAUGAGAUUUUGCGGUCAAAGUCACUUGAUCGUGAUUCAUACAAUUCUGGUGAUUGGUUUAACAGACUUGACUUCACUUAUCAAGCGAACAAUUGGGGUGUUGGACUUCCUCCACGAGAAAAGAAUGAAUAUAAUUGGCCACUGAUCCAACCAAGGUUAGCAAACCCAUCAUUCAAGCCUGAGAAACAUCACAUUCUUGCAGCUGUUGAUAACUUUGUAGACCUAUUAAAGAUCAGAUAUUCUUCUCCACUCUUUCGUUUGAGAACUGCAAAUGCCAUUCAAGAAAGGCUCCACUUUCAUAAUACAGGGCCCUCCUGGGUCCAAGGAAUUAUCAUUAUGAGCAUCGAAGAUGGUGACGCUGAAAAACCUGGCAUGGCUCAAAUUGACCCCGUAUACUCUCUUGUGGUUGUAUUGUUCAAUGUUUGUCCUGCCCAAGUUUCACUAGAAAUUCCCGCAUUGAAGUCGAGAACACUGCAACUGCAUCCUGUGCAGUUAAACUCGGUGGAUGAUGUUGUGAAGCAAUCAGCAUAUGAUGCCUCUUCUGGGGGUUUCAUUAUUCCUCGGAAGACAACGUCCGUGUUCGUUGAGCUGCGCAAUACAUGAAUUAAUCUCCUUUUCUCUCUCUCUCUCUGCUCCUUUUUUUUUCAAUUCCAAAAUAAUAAUGUGCUGAGGAAAUCGUUUCAAGUGGGGUUUUCCAAGUUCCAAAGUAAAAUGAUCACGAUUUUUUUUUUUUAUCGACGCUCAGAAUGCAGCCUCAAAAAUUCAUAGAAAUAUUAAUAUUCUGUUGCAAAUUUCGUGUCAGUGUAUUCUGAUGCCCGGUAAGGAGGGCAAAAUAGCUAUUGCCUCUUCAUUUUUUUAUUUAAUAAUCGGCAACAGUUGGAAAUUUUCAUUCCUA